GCAGGAGAAAGAAUAUUACUGACGUGUCCCCAAAACUGAUAUCAAGCACUUUGGCAAUUCAUGAUCAUUCUCGAACUCAAAGCGCAAUAAAUCAUAUCGUGAAUAGUGAACCUGUGUUUUAUUUCAAAUACAAUUAUAAAAUAAUUAUAAACUCAUAAAUAAACCAACUGAUAAACAAAAAUUAUUUAAAUAAUAAAUAAAUAUCUACAAGAUCAUAAUAAUGGCACCAACGUUAACUUCUUUUAUGAAUUCCUUCUCCAACAGACUGGAAGCUCCACUACGUCAACAUUUAAAAAAUGUGUACGGUUGCUUGGCAUUGUCGACUGUCACCGCAGCGACUGGAUCUUACGUACAUAUUUACACUGACAUACUCCAGGCUGGGUUACUGAGCACAUUUGGUGCACUUGGACUUUUAAUUGCACUGGGUACGACACCGGACAAUGGAAAAAAUCAAAAAUUACGACUUGGUUAUCUACUGGGAUUCGCAUUUUUAUCGGGUCUUGGUUUGGGGCCGCUGCUUGAAGUCGUUAUCAGCAUUGAUCCGAGCAUUAUUGUCACAGCACUUGUAGGAACGACUGUUGUGUUUACUUCCUUCAGUAUCUCGUCAUUGUUCGCUCCACGUGGCCAAUGGCUCUAUCUAGGCGGUGCCCUGAUUAGUUUGUCCAACAUCACAAUAAUGCUGUUACUUUCAAACAUCUUUUUGCGAUCAGUGUUUGUUUACCAGGCCCAAUUAUACCUUGGACUGGUCCUGAUGUGCGGAUUUAUUAUUUUCGACACUCAAUUGAUCGUUGAAAAAUUCCACAUGGGUAGCAAGGACUUCAUUGGACACUCUCUUGAAUUGUUCAUUGAUUUCUUCAGGGUGUUCCGGUACCUGGUUGAGAUCCUGACCAUUAAGGAGCAAAAUAACCGUAAGCGUAAGGAGUAAUUUAAAGAAGUGAAGGAGUUACCGCAUUUCAAUACAUAAAUCCAUGAGCUAGAAGUCUUCAUUAUUUUUUUUCAUCCUUCAUGAGUAUAUGUAUAUAUUUAUAUACUCAUGCACACAUAUAUCUACUUUAAAAUCAUAAAUAAUUGAAAAAAUAAAAUUAUAUUUACUACGAAAAAAAAAGUAACAAAUUAAUAAGUAAUAUUUGUUUAUAAAUAUAGUUAGCUAUAUAUGAGUAAUUGAAAAAUUCUUAACUAAUU
This is a messenger RNA of Microplitis mediator, 1182 nucleotides long. It is a transcript of the gene BI-1, whose product is annotated as bax inhibitor 1. Gene Ontology annotation, molecular function: enzyme binding. Gene Ontology annotation, cellular component: mitochondrial membrane. The transcript has 4 exons. Gene Ontology annotation, biological process: negative regulation of RNA splicing; negative regulation of endoribonuclease activity; negative regulation of apoptotic signaling pathway. Bases 221 to 925 code for a protein of 234 amino acids. The record is from RefSeq and is a predicted model, not a curated record. Lineage: Eukaryota; Metazoa; Arthropoda; Insecta; Hymenoptera; Braconidae.